AUGCAGAGCGAUGAGAAACUUCCCUCUAUUGAUUAUUUCAAGCAGUAUCAGGCCGGUGUGAAAAAAGCCCAAACCAUUGUCAUUGUCGGUGGUGGUGCAGUUGGUGUUCAAAUGGCGUGUGACCUAAAGGAGGUCUAUCCUGACAAGAAUGUCACUCUUAUCCACUCUCGCGACCAGCUAAUGCCAGUCUACAACGAGAAGCUGAGCAAUAUUAUCAAAGAGCGCUUUGCAGAGUUGGGUGUAAAUUUGAUUGCUGGGACGCGGGUCAUUGUCCCCACUGAUGGAUUUCCUAAUGACGGGAACCCAUUCGAGGUAGAACUCAAGGAUGGCAGGAAAGUGUCUACAGAGCUUGCAAUUCUGGCCACUGGACAGACGCCCAACAACGCAUUCCUCAGCGAGUUGAAGCCCUCCGAACCAGAUUCGAUCAUCAAUCCUGCCAAUGGCUUCAUUCGUGUUCGCCCAACAUUGCAAUUCAAGGAUCCGCAGUAUCCUCAUCUAUAUGCUGUUGGGGAUAUUGCUGACUCCGGCGCACAUAAAGCUGCGAGACCAGGGGCUGGACAGGCAGCAGUAGCUGCCAAGAACAUCUUUGCUAUGAUUGAAGGGAAAGAGCCUGCAGAAAAACUCGAAAUUGGACCAGCGGGAAUACAUAUGACCCUGGGAUUGAAACAUAACAUUGUCUUUAGGAAUCCCGAUCUCAAGGAAGGAGAAACAGAGCCAAUGUGUAGACCAAGAGAAGAGUAA
This is a messenger RNA of Phaeoacremonium minimum UCRPA7, 741 nucleotides long. RefSeq names its product putative amid-like nadh oxidoreductase protein. NCBI's taxonomy places the organism in Eukaryota, Fungi, Ascomycota, Sordariomycetes, Togniniales, Togniniaceae. Bases 1 to 741 code for a protein of 246 amino acids. The record is from RefSeq and is a predicted model, not a curated record. The transcript has 3 exons. Gene Ontology annotation, cellular component: cytoplasm. Gene Ontology annotation, molecular function: flavin adenine dinucleotide binding; electron-transferring-flavoprotein dehydrogenase activity.